AUGGCCCGAGCAUUGGUUGCGCCUUUAGCAGUCCAGGCAGCGCCAUGGGACAUGAUUCAAGAGAAGCUCCACAACCACUACGCACCAAAGCCGUCCAAGAUUGCUGCCCGCCAUGCGUUCUACCACCAGAACCAGGCAGAGGGGGAGUCAAUCAACAACUACACCACCGCCCUCCGACAGGCUGCAAUGCACU
Molecule: messenger RNA, 193 nt
Organism: Podarcis lilfordi (Lilford's wall lizard)
Lineage: Eukaryota; Metazoa; Chordata; Lepidosauria; Squamata; Lacertidae
Source: the annotation of a GenBank genome assembly